AUGAGUACAAAAAGAAAACCAACAACCCUCACCUACGCUGAUAAAUUAGAAGCUAUAGAAGCAGUGAAAAAUGGAUUGAAAAGGAAAGAAGUUGCGGCUCAGUUUGGAAUACAUGAAAGUACAUUGUCUAUCAUCAUUAAAAAAGAAGCUGAAAUCUUGAAGAAACAAGAAUCAGGAGAAAGUCUUCAAUGUAAAAGACAAAAAAUUGCCGAAUUCCCUAAUUUAGAACAAUGUUUGUUUACGUGGUUCAAACAGUGUCGAAACGAAAACAUCAGUGUUAGUGGACCCAUACUGAAAGAAAAAGCUGAAGCGUUCGCUAAUUCUCUGAAAAUCAAAAAUUUUAAAGCCAGCAAUGGCUGGUUACAGAAUUUUAAGAAACGGCAUGAUUUAGCCUUUAACAAAAUAUGCGGCGAAAGUGCGAGUGUUAGCAAAUCAAGCCAAGAAUGGAAAUCUGAAUUACAUAAUGUAGUGAAUGAUUAUGAUCCCAAUGAUGUUUUUAACGCUGAUGAAACGGGUCUAUUCUUCAAAUGUCUUCCCGACAAAACAUUAACAUUCAAAAAUGAAAAAUGUCAUGGAGGAAAGCACAGCAAAGAACGACUUACGAUUCUGUUUUGUGCAAAUUCUACAGGCACAGAAAAACUGAAACCUUUAAUUAUAGGCAAGUCAAAAAAACCUCGGUGUUUUGCAGGCCUAAAAUCACUACCCAUGGAUUAUGAAGCCAAUAAAAAAGCAUGGAUGACAGCCGAUCUUUUUAAAAAAUGGCUGAUUAACAUAGAUAAGCAAAUGGUAACUUCAAAUAGAAAAAUUAUCCUAUUUAUCGACAACUGCACAGCACAUGGGGACAUACCACCAUUAAAGGCAGUCAAAGUCCAAUUUCUUCCACCAAACACAACAUCACAACUUCAACCUUUGGAUCAGGGAAUAAUUAAAAAAUUUAAAACAUUAUACAGAAAAGAAGUUGUUAGAAAAAUGAUAGCUGAUAUGGAGCAAAAUACGAUUUCUUCAUCAAUGUUCUUCAAGCAAUGA
Messenger RNA from Pieris macdunnoughi, 1026 nucleotides. The record is from the annotation of a GenBank genome assembly. Lineage: Eukaryota; Metazoa; Arthropoda; Insecta; Lepidoptera; Pieridae.